Messenger RNA from Oreochromis niloticus (Nile tilapia), 4719 nucleotides. RefSeq lists its product as uncharacterized. NCBI's taxonomy places the organism in Eukaryota, Metazoa, Chordata, Actinopteri, Cichliformes, Cichlidae. Gene Ontology annotation, molecular function: aspartic-type endopeptidase activity; nucleic acid binding. The record is from RefSeq and is a predicted model, not a curated record. Gene Ontology annotation, biological process: proteolysis; DNA integration.
AUGCAACGGGCCGCAGAUAACGCAGACUCCGCUAUGGAGGCAUCAGCGGACGCCGGUCCUCCGCCUCCUGUUGCAGCUACGUUCGCUGUGGCGCUGAAACUGCCGGACUUUUGGCUCCAUGACCCCCCGUCAUGGUUCGUACACGUGGAGGCUCAGUUCGCCCUUCGCGGCAUCUCGGCUGACGACACGAAGUAUCACCAUGUAGUGGCCUCGCUCGACCCGCUGGCCACCCGUCGCGCGAUGACGCUCCUCCGGGACCCACCCGCUCAAGGGAAAUACGCCGCCCUUAAAGAGCUGCUUCUUCGGCGCUAUGCCCUCUCCGACGCUGAACGAGCCGAAAAGCUCCUCAACCUGUCAGGCUUGGGUGGCGGUACCGCGCUCGAGCUCAUGGAGGACAUGCUAUCGUUGCUCGGGUCGGAUGACGGGGGAUUCCUCUUCGCCCACCUCUUCCUCCGCCAGCUACCGGCCGCCGUGAGAGCUGUCCUCGCAAACUCCCCGCUUCUGCCUGCGAAGGAUUAUCGCUCCCUGGCUGAAGAAGCGGAUCGCAUUCUCCUGGCUGGCCGCACUUUCAACGUUCACGCCCUGGCUAUGGACUCGCCGGCGGCGCCUUCCACGCCUCCACCUGCCUCCCCGGGGCAUCCGCCCCUUGCUGACGGCAGGGAUUGCUACACGCCGGCACCGCGGAAAGAACAUCUGUUUCUACCAUCAGCGUUUUGGCGACAGAGCGCGUCGCUGCCUGCCGCCUUGCGCUUUCACGGCCCAGGGAAACGGACCCGCCAGCGCGCUGUAGCAGCCGCGACCGCUGGCAAUACAGAAAGGCUGCUCUUCAUAGAGGACUCGCGCUCCGGGAGACGUUUUCUCGUGGACUCCGGCUCCCAGAAGAGCCUCCUUCCCCCUACCGCUGCCGACGGACUAGCAGCGAACUGUGGGCCGCAGCUCCUGGCAGCUAAUGGCUCUCCCAUCAAAACGUUUGGGGAAAGGUUGGUGACUGUUUGUUUUCAUGGCCGGGAUUUCCAGUGGAACUUUGUUGUUGCCGCUAGCUCUGUACCUAUUUUAGGUGCUGAUUUUCUGUGCGCUCAUGGACUGCUUGUCGAUGUUGCUAACAGAUGUUUAAUUGAUGCUCUCUCGUUUUCUUCGCUACCCUGUUUUACUCGGGCUGCCGAGCCCCUGAUUCGGGCUAAUGUAGUGACCUCCGGGGAUGCUUUUCAGCGUUUGCUUUCAGAGUUUCCAUCGCUGUCUGUCCCUGAUUUCUCUGGCACGGUAACGAAGCAUGGGGUUGAGCAUUAUAUUCCCACGGUCGGGACCCCGGUGUUCGCGCGCGCGCGCCGCCUUGACCCCGCGAAACUGUCCGUCGCUCGGGAAGAGUUUGCAGCCAUGGAGCGCCUUGGCAUUGUACAGCGUUCGAACAGUGCAUGGGCCUCUCCGCUUCACAUGGUGCCCAAAUCGGACGGUCGGUGGCGGCCAUGCGGAGAUUUCCGCCGUUUAAAUAAUGCCACGGAGAAUGACCGUUACCCCAUCCCCCACAUUCAGGAUUUUUCUGCCAAUCUUGCCGGAACGUCGAUUUUUUCUAAAAUUGACUUGGUGCGGGGGUAUCACCAAGUUCCUGUGCGCACCGAAGACGUUCCUAAGACCGCUGUCAUUACCCCCUUCGGCUUGUUCGAGUUUUUGCGCAUGCCGUUUGGCCUGAAAGGUGCCGCCCAGACCUUUCAGCGGCUGAUGGACUCAGUUUUGCGUGGGCUGCCGUUCGUUUUUGUUUAUCUGGACGAUAUAUUGGUGGCCAGCUGCUCAGCGAGCCAGCACGAGUCCCAUCUGCGCCAGGUUUUCCAGCGUUUGGCAGCGCACAGCCUGAUCAUCAACCCUUCCAAGUGCCAGUUUGGGUUGCCUGUUCUGGAUUUCCUCGGGCACCGCAUUUCCGCUGGAGGUGUGGUUCCGUUGCCCGACAGAGUCCAGGCCGUUUCAGCUUUUCCGCGCCCCACGUCGGUUAAAGCGAUGCAGGAGUUCUUGGGGAUGAUAAAUUUUUACAACCGCUUUCUCCCCAGAGCUGCCCACCUGCUACAGCCGCUCUAUGCUGCCUUAAGAGGUAAAACAGCCAAAGAUCCGGUUGACUGGCUGCCGGAACGCGUCCAUGCGUUUUCCGCAGCCAAGUCUGCGCUGGCUGACGCCGCCCUGCUGGCACACCCGCUUCCGUCGGCGGAGAUCGCGUUGACCACCGACGCGUCCGACGUGGCAGUGGGUGGGGUGUUGGAACAGCGGGUUUCAGGUCUCUGGCAACCGCUCGCCUUUUUCAGUCGUACGCUCCGGGAUGCCGAACGCAAGUACAGUGUUUUUGACAGGGAGUUGCUGGCCCUGCACCUCGCCACACGACAUUUUCGUUUUUUCCUCGAGGGUCGCAACUUUACUGCGUACGUUGACCACAAACCUUUGACGUUUGCGAUGUCCAAGGUCUCUGACCCAUGGAGCGCACGCCAGCAGCGCCAGUUGGCGGCCAUUUCAGAGUUUACCACAGACAUUCAGCACGUGGCUGGUAAGUCCAAUCACGUCGCUGACUGUCUGUCACGUGUGUUGGCUUCUCCGGUGUAUGUCGACAUCGACUACGCUGCCAUGGCCGCCGAGCAACGUGCUGACCCGGACAUCCUGGCCCUUCAGUCAACGAAAACAGGCCUCGUGCUGGAGGACACCCCGGUGUGGGACGGCGGUCCGCACCUUCUUUGCGACGUUUCCACCGGCCGCCCCCGCCCAGUGGUUCCCCUUUCAUGGCGUCGUCGUGUUUUUGACUCGGUGCAUGCCCUCUCUCAUCCCGGCGUCCGGGCCUCGGUCAAGCUGGUCAGCGCCAGGUUCGUUUGGCCGGGCCUUCGCAAGACGGUGAAAGAAUGGGCAGCGGUUUGUAUCCCAUGCCAACGCUCGAAAAUCCACCGGCACACACAGGCACUCGAACCUUUCCGUAUCCCCGGUAGGCGUUUCGAUCACGUUCAUGUGGACCUGGUUGGUCCCUUGCCGCAGUCACAGGGUUUCACGCACCUUUUGACUGUGGUGGACCGCACGACCAGGUGGCCGGAGGCGGUACCCCUGGCGUCCACGACAGCGGCGACGGUGGCCAGAGCAUUUUUGUCGACGUGGGUUUCACGUUUCGGUCCCCCUGCUGACAUUACCUCAGACAGGGGCCCCCAGUUUGUUUCUGAGCUUUGGUCUGCCAUGGCUGACGGCCUGGGGGUCAAGGUCCACCGCACCACAGCAUACCACCCGCAAGCUAACGGGAUGUGCGAACGGUUUCACCGGUCUCUUAAGGCUGCGCUCCGGGCUUCCUUGACAGGUGGCGACUGGGUCGACCGUCUUCCGUGGGUUUCUGGAUUGCGUAGCGCGGUUAAAGAAGACCUCGGGGUUUCCCCGGCUGAACUGGUCCUCGGCCAGCCCCUCCGGGUCCCCGGGGAAUUCUUGCCUGAGAGCCCUCCCCCAUGUUUUGAUGCCUCUUUGUUGCCUUUUCGCCCCCCACGAGACUCAUUUCCUGUUCCUGGUCCUGUGCACCACUGCCUGCCUGACACUUUUGUUCCGAGUUCGUUGGACUCUGCUCGUUUUGUUUUCGUCAGGCACGAUGCCCAUAGGACUCCGCUGCGUCCACCAUAUGACGGGCCAUACAGGGUUCUUAAACCAGGCAACAAACAUUUCAUUUUGGACUUUGGCGGUCGGCAGGAGGUUGUCUCGGUUGACAGACUUAAGCCUGCACAUGUUAUGCAUGAGGAUCAGGUGGUUCCGGCCCAGGCCCCUCGCCGCGGCCGCCCACCUGCCACCGGGCUGAUGGGUUCUUUUUUUUCCCCCAGGAGCGACCCACAAUCAAUGGAGUCCGAGUCGCCUGCAGCUUUUUCUGACCGCCAGUGGCAGCCUCGCUUCCGGGCUGGGUUGCCCUCUUCACGCAGUCAGCAGCAAGACAACAUGGAGGUCAGAGCUCCCAGCAUCAAACUGCUGAUGAAUUUGCUGUUGCUGUUGGUGACAACAGUCAGAUUUGGUGAUUUCCAAAGACAUGAUUCAGCUUUUCCUCAGGUUGUUCCAAAUAGACAGCAGUUCUUUGAACUAGAGUCAAUUUCUAUUAGCUGUGAAGGACUGAAUGGACUGACUGGAUGGAGGGUGAUGAAAAAGACAAAGGGACAUGUUAGACAAUGUGCUUCUACCUGGGAUACAUCUACUGGACCUUGCAAUAUUAUUAAUGCUUAUCCAUCAAGUGACAGUGGAGAAUACUGGUGUGAAAUGGGAGGAAUCCAAAGAAGCAACUCUGUCAACAUUACUGUAACUGGUGGUCCUGUGAUCCUGGACAGUCCUGUGAAUCCUGUAACGGAGGGAGAUAAGAUGACCUUACACUGUAGAAAAAAGGACAAAAAUUCUAACUUCACUGCUGAUUUCUAUAAAAGUGGCAUCUCCAUUGGCCAUAGUCCAACAGGAAACAUGAUGAACCCCUCUGUUUCCAAAUCUGAUGAAGGAGUCUACAAAUGUAGCAUCUCUGAUACUGGAGAAUCAGCAGAGAGCUGGCUCAUUGUUAGAAGUCUGGGAACUCGUGCUCAAACUGAAGAGAGUUACUUUCACCUGUACCUGGAGCUCUGCGUUGGUGUCGGUGUUUCUAUGAUGGUUCUACUGCUGCUUCUGGCAGGCUUCCUUCAUUGGCUGAAAUAUCAACAAAACAUCCAAGGUCACACUGAAGAAAUGCCACUGACGCAAAGUAAGCGUAAGUAG